Molecule: messenger RNA, 258 nt
Organism: Symbiodinium sp. CCMP2456
Lineage: Eukaryota; Dinophyceae; Suessiales; Symbiodiniaceae
Source: the annotation of a GenBank genome assembly
AUGCGGCGCUCCCACCGUUCUGCGCCGUGCAGCGCAUCAACCUUCCCAGCAAGGUGUGUAUGCCUUGUCUUUUUGGCGAACUUGUGCCAUCACUCUUUUGUCAACUUGUCAGAGGUAUCCCAAGGCUCGAGGACUGGCAUCACGCCAGCGCGGGCACUUCCAGCGGAGCAGAAAUUCAGCAAUGACAAAUUGCGCGCAGAGACAGAGGAUCCUUUCGCCAAGGUCAAAGUUGCCUUGUUUGGAUUCCUGACAGUUUGA